GCUGACCUGGGUUAGAUAGAGAGCCUGAGUGGCCCUCACUGCCCUCAGCAUGUCUGCUCUCACCAGCCUCUUCCUUGGCUUCUGGCUGGCCAGGGAGGGUGGAGUGUUGAGACAGUCCCCAUUACUCAAAGUCUUAAUCUCUGUGAGACCCAGCAGGGUGAUAACCCUGGGAGGAAACGCCACCAUCCAGUGUGACUGUCAGUGCCCAGGAAAGAGUAUACAGCUGUUGAAAAAUGAUAUCCCCUUCCGGGAGCUGCAACUUCUUAGGAAUAAGAAUCAAUUCAACUUCAGCAAUGCUGACCGGCAGGAUGGAGGGAACUACAGCUGUCAAUACUGGCCUAACAACAAAGGAACCUUUGUUGGAAGUGAGCACUUGAAGAUCCUUGUAGCAGACCCCAAGUAUCCGAAACCCAGCCUCAAUCUGAGCCCAAGCAAGAAGCUCACCUUGGGGGAAAACGUGACCAUCCAGUGCCUGGGUGGGCCCCAGGAUGUGGAGUUUUUCCUCUACAAGGAUGGAAACAUGACCCUACUUCAACCCAUGGCGCCAGCUAGGAACAUGGCUGAGCUGUUUAUCAGGAGCGUGCGGCAAGCAGAUGGAGGGAGAUACCAGUGCUUUUAUCAAAAGAAAUCAGAACCAUUUGUCUGUUCAUAUCACAGUUAUCCCAUGCAGCUGGUGGUGAUAGAUUACACCCUGGACAACAUCAUCCACCUGGGCUUGGGUGCCGGGGGCCUGCUCCUCCUGGUGUUCAUUGCAGUAGAGGCCAUGUAUGACUGGCAGAGAGGAGAGUUCUAGCCAAGCUCACACCUUUCCAGCAGCAAUCACUUACCCUGACCCUGCUACACCCUGAUGGAGCCAGCACUUGGGAAGAGCAAUGGUGUCACCAUAACCUGCAGCACUGUGACAUCGAGUUGUAAGGCAGAGCCAGAAGGACUGGUGCAUUUGUGUAACUGCCCCUACCUCUUCUCCACUGCCCCUGGAUGUAAGAGGCACAGGGAUGGAGAUGGGCUCUUUGGAUGGGUUUUGCCAAUGGGAGCAGGACAGAAGCUGUGUGCCAUCCAGAUGCUCUAUGGGGAGAGGUCUGAGUGCCCCCAUGGGGGCUCAGACUUCAAGGACAUGGGGCACCCUGGGUGCUGCACUCCAGCACAGGUUCUGACCUGCCCCUGUGCCCUCUGGAAAAGUGUCAGUACAGCCAGACCACAGAAGACGUGGGAAUGUAGUGCAGCAGUCUGAAGGCUCUUAGGGAUCAUUCACAGACCACGGCACCACCUGUUCUAAUGUCCAUUCCUGGCCUGGCUCCCUCCACAGCUUCUGCCCCCAUGGGCUGCACUCAGCCAGAGCAGCAGAGGGCAGCCACAUUGCCAGCUCUCCCAGGAGUUUCUCCAGUCUCAGGAGAUCUGUUGCUUCCAGUAAAGACCCAAAUCUUGGAGUCCUGGGAGUCUAGAUAAACCUAGGCUUUGGUUUCAAAUCCAGAGUCUGUUUCAAGUCCACAUGGCUGAGAAGAAACCUCCCCAGAGGCUUCCUUCCCUUCCCCCAUACAGCUCUGAGAGCAGGCAGGGAAAUAUAUAAUUAAAAUCA
Messenger RNA from Alligator sinensis (Chinese alligator), 1576 nucleotides. RefSeq names its product T-cell-interacting, activating receptor on myeloid cells protein 1-like. The transcript is spliced from 5 exons. Bases 50 to 793 code for a protein of 247 amino acids. The record is from RefSeq and is a predicted model, not a curated record. NCBI's taxonomy places the organism in Eukaryota, Metazoa, Chordata, Crocodylia, Alligatoridae.